UAUGACCAUCUCGAAGCCGAAAGCGAACACUUGAAGCAGAAGAAGAGAAGAAGAAGAAGAAAAGGGAAGGCGGGAUAAAUCGGAGUUGCUGAACAUGCCGGACUACGGGGAGAGAUACGAAGACAACGGCGACGGGUACGGUUUUGGGUAUGGCGCUGCGUCCCCUCCCGCGAAGGGGAGCGGUUUCGACGACUUAAACGAUUCCAGAUCUCAGUAUGAAUUUCGUGAACAAGUGAGAGGGUCUUCAAAUAGCAAAGACAAGGAUAGGGAAAGAGAUAGGGAUCGUGAUCGUGAUCGAGUCAGGGAUCGGGAUCGUCAUCACAAACAACACAAGGAUAGAAGUGAGAGAAGGGAGCAUGGCCGAGAUAGAUCUGAUGGUCAUGAUCGUUUCCAUAGCCAAGACUCUGAUAGGCACAAAGAUUAUGAUAGAGAUAGAGAGGGACGCCGUAGUCAUCAGUCGCGAUCUCGGUCCAAGGGUCAUUCUAGUAGGAGAUCAAAAUCUCGUUCUCGUUCUCGUUCAAGAUCCAAGAGCAAACGUGUUAGUGGCUUUGACAUGGCCCCACCAGCUGCUGCUCUGAUACCUGGUGCGCCUACUGCAGUUGUCUAGAAGGCAAUGUUGGUCCACUAGUCCCUCUAAGCUGCUGAGGUGUGAGCAGAUUCUGUAGCUUUUGUGUUCAAGGAGGAAACAAUGCACUGGUUUGAUGGAUCUUGUUCAUCUUCAGCUGGCAAUUAUCUAUUUUUGCUAGUUAUUAUCUCCAAUACCUGAAAAUGAUAAAAUUUAUUUGCUUUUUUUUGUGAUGAUUCUGUUACAGAAUUCAGAUGAAAUCUUGUACGUGCGAGGACAUAAAAGAAUGAUGCUGCAUAUAUAUUCUCUUGUACUUAUUUUUAGUACCCACAUUACAUGUAGCAACUCAGUUUCUCUAUACAGGUCAGCUCAGUGGAGCCACUCCUACCAUUCCUGGGAUGUUCCCUAACAUGUUUGCUUUGGCAGCUGGACAGAUUCCUGCAAUCCCUAUAAUGCCAAUGCAAGCCAUGACUCAACAGGCUACUCGACAUGCUCGUCGUGUAUAUGUUGGUGGUCUUUCACCAACUGCUAAUGAGCAGACAGUUGCAACGUUUUUUAGUCAGGUGAUGUUUGCUAUUGGAGGGAAUACAGCUGGUCCAGGUGAUGCCGUUGUUAAUGUUUACAUAAACCAUGAGAAGAAAUUUGCAUUUGUAGAAAUGAGAACAGUUGAAGAAGCAAGCAAUGCAAUGGCAUUGGAUGGCAUUAUUUUUGAGGGUGCUCCAGUGAAGGUUAGAAGGCCGAGUGAUUAUAACCCUUCCCUUGCAGCUGCACUUGGUCCCAGCCAACCUAAUCCCAAUCUUAACCUCGCGGCAGUAGGACUGUCACCUGGUUCUGCUGCUGGCCUCGAAGGACCUGAUCGGGUUUUUGUGGGUGGUCUUCCGUACUAUUUCACUGAAGUGCAAGUUAGAGAGUUACUUGAAUCCUUUGGGCCUCUUCGAGGUUUUGAUCUUGUCAAGGAUAGGGAAACUGGCAAUUCAAAAGGAUAUGCAUUUUGUGUCUACCAAGACCUCUCUGUCACUGAUAUUGCUUGUGCGGCUCUUAAUGGUAUCAAGAUGGGUGAUAAAACUCUUACAGUAAGGCGUGCAAACCAAGGCACUACACAGCCAAGGCCAGAACAUGAAAACAUACUAUUACAAGCCCAACAACAGGUUGCACUACAGAAACUUGUGUACCAGGCUGGAUCGCUUCCUACAAAGGUGGUAUGCUUAACUCAGGUGGUUACUCCAGAUGAACUGAGAGAUGAUGAGGAAUAUGAAGACAUAUUGGAAGAUAUGAGGGGAGAAGGUGGAAAAUAUGAUAAGUUGGUCAGUAUUGUAAUUCCACGUCCUGGACCGAACGGAGAGCCAGCCCCUGGUGUUGGAAAGGUAUUUAUGGAGUUCGACGAUAUUGACGGUUCUACCAAAGCCAGGCUAGGACUAAAUGGAAGAAAGUUUGGAGGGAACGAAGUUGUGGCAGUCUUUUAUUCCGAGAGCAAGUUUGCCCAAGGCGACUAUGAUGGCUAAUUGUUUAAAAUCCGUUACCACGAACUAUUUUUCUCCCUAGUAACAUUGUGUAAUAUACAGUAGUAUUUAUGAAGCAACUCAAUCCGGAUAUGAAUCAGUUUAGGGUUCCUUGUGUCAACCAAUCUUCCCGAUAUGAAUCAGUUUAGGGUUCCUUGUGCGAACCAUUUAAAAACAGGAAUUGAGUAGGCAUGUAUCAAAAUUUCAAAAGGCUUAGUGAAACUUUAAUAAAUAGAUGUAUGUUAAUGCAAUUAUGGAUUGCAUAAAAUGAUUUACUUUUAGAUUAGUGAGCUUGAUAUCGUCUCUCGUUA
Zingiber officinale is the source of this 2375-nucleotide messenger RNA. RefSeq names its product splicing factor U2af large subunit B-like. The record is from RefSeq and is a predicted model, not a curated record. Gene Ontology annotation, biological process: mRNA processing. Lineage: Eukaryota; Viridiplantae; Streptophyta; Magnoliopsida; Zingiberales; Zingiberaceae. Gene Ontology annotation, cellular component: U2AF complex; nuclear speck; nucleus. Gene Ontology annotation, molecular function: pre-mRNA 3'-splice site binding; poly-pyrimidine tract binding. Bases 964 to 2067 code for a protein of 367 amino acids. The transcript has 13 exons.